AGUUGCAGGAGGACUUCCAGAGCCUGAAGAGAUCGGGAGGCCGGAGCUUGAGGUCAGCCAGGAGCCCGGCAGCCCGCCCGGCUUCCUGGCGCUCUUCUGCCGUGAGGAUGUCAAACUACCAUGACAACCCAAACAAAAAGGUAGCCUCAACCCAAACCAAAGAAGGUCUGAAACUCGUGUUGAUAAGUGGAAAUGUUUCAUGUUUCUGUGCCGAUGUCAUUGUCAACACUGUACCCAGAGAUCUUCAGCUUGGAAGAGGAUCACUCUCUCAGUCUCUUUUGUGUAAAGCUGGUCCCAUGCUCCAGACAGAGUUAAAUGCCACCAGACAGGAAACAGAGGAGAAAGUGGGUAGCAUAUUCAUGACAAGUGGCUGCAAUCUGAACUGCAAAGCUGUGCUCCAUGUUGUGGCUCCAGACUGGGAUAAUGGAGCUGGGUCUUCUUGGCAGAUAAUGGCAAAUAUAAUCAAGAAUUGUUUGAUGACUGUAGAACGGCUAUCUUUCUCAUCAAUUACAUUUCCCAUGAUUGGAACAGGAGAUCUGGGGUUUCCCAAAGCUGUAUUUGUUGAACUAAUCCUUUCAGAAGUGUCCAAAUUUAGUACCAGUGCGUGGCUGAAAACCUUACAAAAAGUUUACUUUCUGGUACAUCUCGAUGAUGAUGAAAGCCAUAAGGCAUUUUUAGAUAAAUUCACUAGAUGGUCAAGUGGAAAUCCCAACAAGGAGAGGAUUCUCAUGGUUGGAAAUACCCAAGCAGCCAGGCUUUUCUCUCUCUCCCCGCCUCAGAAGGGGCUGCCGUUAAGCCCCGCCUCUUUGAUCAGGCCCAGAGAUAGGCCUGGAGAUGCUGACUGGCAUAGGAACCAACCAAUCAGAACAAAAGGUAUCUUUGGGACUGUCACUUGCCCUUGGCCCACAGUGCAUGAAAUGAAAAUUGGUGCGAUUACUUUCCAGGUUGCUAAUGGAGAUAUCACAAAAGAAAGUGCAGAUGUUAUUGUAAACUCAACAACAAGGAUGUUUAACCUGAAAUUAGGGGUGUCAAAAGCGAUUUUAGAAGGUGCUGGACCAGCUGUGGAGGAUGAAUGCGCUGUACUAGCGACACAGCCUCACAGAGAUUUUAUAGUUACGCAAGGUGGAUUCCUAUCGUGCAAUAUAAUAAUUCAUGUCCUUGGAGAAAAUGAUGUCAGGAAAUCAGUUUCCAGUGUUCUAGAAGAGUGUGAACAGAGGAAGUACACAUCUAUUGCCCUUCCUGCCAUUGGAACAGGAAAUGCUGGGAAAAACCCAAUCAGAGUUGCUGAUGACAUAAUCAAUGCUAUUGUAGACUUCACACGGAAACAUUCUACUCCAUCAUUAAAAAAAGUUAAAGUUGUCAUCUUUGUAACUGAGCUGCUGAAUGUAUUCUAUGACAGCAUGAAGAAAAGAGAAGGAAUAGCCACAUCACCUACCUUUCAGUCCACGUUUUCCGAGGCUGCAUAUAAUAUUCCUGAAUGCCGGUCUGACAUGAAUCAGCAGCUGUUUUGUGUGACCCAGCUACAACCUGGACAGUCAGAAUAUGACACUGUGAAGAAUAGAUUCUCUCAGACUUGUCUUUCCUACAGAAUAGAGAAGAUUGAGAGGAUACAGAAUGAAUUUCUCUGGCAGAGCUACCAGAUAAAGAAAAAGCACAUGGACAUCAAGAAUGGCCAUAUAGAUAAUGAGAAAAUCCUCUUCCACGGGACAGAUGCACACUCUGUGCCACAUGUCAAUCAGCACGGCUUUAAUCGCAGUUAUGCUGGGAAGAAUGCUGUAGCCUAUGGAAAAGGAACUUAUUUUGCUGUUGAUGCCAGUUAUUCUGCUGAUGAUAGAUACUCCAGACCAGACAGCACUGGGAGGAAACAUAUUUAUGUUGUACGAGUACUUACAGGAGUCUACACACGUGGACGUGAAGGAAUAGUUACGCCUCCACCAAAGAACCCUUACAAUUCCAUAGAUCUCUUUGACUCUGUCACAGAUGAUAUACAACAUCCAAAGUUAUUUGUGGUAUUCUUUGAUAAUCAAGCUUACCCAGAAUAUCUCAUAACUUUCAGAUGUUAAAACAUAGGAUUAAAAAAAACACCUCAGAGGAGAUUUAGUCAUCUAUUUAUGAGAACAAUUUAUAGAAUUUUUGUCUUUGCCUUUGGUUUGUUUAAACAGAUUUUAAAAAUCUCCAUGCUAGGCCUAUAAUGCUGAAAAAAGGUCUUUUUAAAUGCUUUAUUGCAAUUUCUAGCAUAUCUUUCUUCUGAGCAUAUUGAUGGGUGGAAGCUGAGAAAUAUAAAUGACACAAUUAUAGCUACAACUACAGACACCAAAUCCAUAGGAAACAAAGAGAACAUUUCUUUUUCUUCUAUUGGAAAAGAAAUAAGAUGAAUCAUUCUAAAGCCAAGUUGUCAUUGUUCUUAUUGGACUAUGUUAAGACCCCAAACUGUGUUGAGUUAAACCAUACUGUUAAAUGAAUAGGCUGCUAUUGUGCAUCUGUAACAGCUCGGGAUUUUGCCUCCUUAAGAAACUCUUAUUAGCAAUAGAGUGACUGAAUCAAAGAAUAUUAUGUCAACUUUGUUGUGAAACAAAUCAGGUAAAAAUGCGUUGUAUUGCUAUCUAAUGCUACAUAACACAUUACUGCCAAAUUUAGUGUCCUUGUGGGUAAAGAAUUCAGGCAUGGCUUAACUGAGUUGUUCUGACUUAAGGUUUGUCAUGAAGUUGCAGUGAAGAUGAAGGCAGGGGAUGCAGUCAUCUGAAUGCUUUGCUGGGGCUGGACGAUCCGCUUCCAAGGGGAAUCACUCUAAUGGCUGGCAAGUGUUUUGCUGGAUGUUGGCAGGAGUCCUCAUUCCCCCUCCACAUGGGCCUCUCUGCAGGCUGCUUUAGUGUCCUCAUGACGUGGCAGCUGACUUAUUCCACAGUGAGCAACUCAGGAAAGAGAAGGCAGAAGCCACAAUAUAUUUUAUGGUCUAGCCUCUGAAGUCAUACUCCAUCCUUUCUACAAUAUCCUAUUGGUUCCAUGAAUCAGCUCCUUCAAUGUGGGAGGUAUUAAACAAGGCAUGGCCAUCAGUAGGCAAGGAUCAUGGGGACCAUCUUGGAGGUCAUAUGAAUAGGUGAAUGAAUGACAAGUUGAUAAAAUGUUAGCAGUGAAAAGGGCACUAGAGAUCAUCUAGUCCCACUGUCUCCUCGUCUUUCUCCCUUCACCAUCUCCUAGGGCAAAAAGCCCUCUGGCUCUGCUUGACCACUUCCAGCGCGCAGCAUCUUGAGAGAACCUACUAGUAUUCCAUUCCAGGACAGCUCUAAGUAUCGAAAAACUCUUGCUUAUACUGAGUUGAAAUCUAUUCUUCAAUGUCUAUUACCUGCUGAUCACUGUCCUACCUACACUGACACAGAACAUAUCUCAUUUCUUUUAUAGAUGGUGGCCCUUUAGAUUCAUCCCUUAUAUUAGAGUUAGAUAAAUUCUUAAAAUAUUUAGUAGCAUAUUUAUCCUGAAACAUUACUUUUCAAGAGUUGCAGACAUUUAAGAAGUAUUUAUGUUAUCAUAAAUAAAGCAUUAAGGAGUAUAGAAAUGCAUUAAAAAAUCCUCACCAAACUCCAUCACCCAUAAUUCCAAUACUUUGAGGAAACCACUGCCAGUAUUCUUAUGUACUCCCUUCUAGUUUCUUCAUCAACCUUCAAGAAAUUAAAAAUCGCACUUUAUUCAAUUAAAAUAACAUUUUAUUCAAUUACCAAUUAUACAAUACUAUAUCUACAUUUUUCAUUUAACAUUACAAGUAUUUGUCUCAUAUUAUUAAUUUUUCUGUAAACAAUCUUAGUGGUUGAGUUCUGUACUAUAUAUUUUCCUUUUUAUGUAUCAUU
This is a messenger RNA of Eptesicus fuscus (big brown bat), 3842 nucleotides long. RefSeq names its product protein mono-ADP-ribosyltransferase PARP15. Gene Ontology annotation, cellular component: cytoplasm; nucleus. The record is from RefSeq and is a predicted model, not a curated record. The transcript is spliced from 13 exons. Lineage: Eukaryota; Metazoa; Chordata; Mammalia; Chiroptera; Vespertilionidae. The coding region runs from base 108 to 2063 and encodes 651 amino acids. Gene Ontology annotation, biological process: negative regulation of gene expression. Gene Ontology annotation, molecular function: transcription corepressor activity; NAD+ poly-ADP-ribosyltransferase activity.